Molecule: messenger RNA, 4279 nt
Organism: Scomber japonicus (chub mackerel)
Lineage: Eukaryota; Metazoa; Chordata; Actinopteri; Scombriformes; Scombridae
Product: transcription initiation factor TFIID subunit 4-like
Exons: 15
Coding region: 634-3021 (795 amino acids)
Biological process (GO): DNA-templated transcription; transcription initiation at RNA polymerase II promoter
Cellular component (GO): transcription factor TFIID complex
Molecular function (GO): RNA polymerase II general transcription initiation factor activity; DNA binding; protein heterodimerization activity
Source: RefSeq, a predicted model, not a curated record
UCCACGAAGACGUUUUAGUUGUUGUGCGCAUGCGCAGGUCAACUGGGCAAAUACCUCACUUCUCACAAGCUCGCAGAAGAGUGUGAAGAUGGCGGUAGGCUCCGGCCCGCUGGAUGAUCUUUUAUUACACACAGAGGUGAAUAAAGCGGUAGUUUAUCAUCCCGUACGGUCUGUAGAGUCACAACUAUCGUUCUUGUGUCACAAUAAUCACUGGUAGACACGAGGCACCCAGUAAUUACAUGGCUAUAGUUCCGGGACAAGCGAGCUAAUGUCCAGCUGGGACUUGGUCAAGACGGUUGCUGAGCAGGUACGCUGUAACUAAUGUUGUUUUGCUCUUUAGUCUCUCUGAGUGUACAUGAAAAGCAAGCACCGGAGCAGAGAAAAACCAGUAGAUGUGCCUGAGUCUUGCCCCAUCACAUCCAAGAUUGUUUCUGUUCCUUCUAAACAAGUUGCAGUGCAGGGGGGUCUCAUCAUAACCGGGUCCCCAUGGUUCAACUACGGACGCGUCGACGGCCAGCACGGACGACCCUGGCAGAGCACUUGUUGUCAGAGGCGGUGUAACUUAUUUCCCCCCCAAAUCACCAGGAGAAAGUUGGCUCGUUCUCGGCGCAGAGUUUCAAUGGGAGCCAAACUAUGAACUCGCACAGUUCAGGAAGCGCUGCUGCCCCUCUGGUGGGGACGACAGUGACAAGUGGCACUGCGACAUCUGUCACAGCUGUCAGCGGUGGACCCGUGUUGUCAAAAGGGCUGACCACCGCGAUCAUGCCCCCUUCAGUGUCAAACAGUGUCAUCCAGACGCCUCUCAUGAGCUCACAGAGCGUUGUCGCUUCAGCUACCACUGUGAGCCAGGCACCAGGACCCACUGUGGCACUCGUCAGGCCGCCUAUGCAAACAGCGGGGUCGGGUGCAACUUUGAAUGGUAACAACAAUGCGAGCCCCGCAGUGGUUACCAAUACAACAGGUAUCGGCGCGCAAUCUCCCCUUGUUAACAGCAGCCAGCCGUCCAACUCGGUGACUGUGAGGGCAGGGUCGCACAUAAUCAAGGCAGAGCCACCCACCACAAUAAUACAGUCAGCACCGCAGCAGGUUGUCACUCCAGGUGCCGUCAGCGCUCCACGGACUCCGGCUGCCGGCCCAGGCGGGAUCCGACCAAUGGUGCCUCAGAUGUUGGCCCCAAGACUUUCUCAGACCUCAACGGGACAGUCUAGUGUACAUAACAUCCAGCUCCCCCCGGGGAUGGUGCUUGUACGCAGUGAGAGUGGGCAGUUGCUGAUGAUUCCUCAACAGGCCCUGGCCCAGAUGCAGGCUCAGGCUCAGGGAGGCAUGGCACCUCGGACUACUACUCCCACAAACAUGCCUCAAGGCCAGGCCCCUGGAAACACCAUUAUCAGCAGACAAGUGGCUCCCACCACCAUCGUCCGACAGAACUGUCCAACUCCAACAUCACUGUCUGCCACCACCACUCUUCACAGGCCUCCCAUCCUUCAGAGCUCAGUUGGGGCUGCAGUACCAGGAACGACCCCAAGGACAGUCAGCCAAACAGCUGGGACCGCAGUUACACCAGUAACAGUGAGCAAAGAGACAAUGGAGAAUGUAAAGAAAUGUAAGAACUUCCUGUCUACAUUGAUCAAGCUGGCAUCCACUGGGAAGCAAUCAACAGAGACUGCAGCCAGUGUGAGAGAGCUGGUCAAGGAUUUGCUGGAGGGCAAACUAGAGGCAGAAGAGUUCACCAGCAGAUUGUACAAAGAACUCAAUUCCUCACCCCAACCUUACCUUGUGCCUUUCCUCAAGAGAAGCCUCCCAGCCUUGAGGCAACUGACUCCAGAUUCAGCAGCCUUCAUCCAGCAGAGUCAGAUCCCCCAACCAGCCUCAAGUCCAGUGUCCUCCACCUCACCCACCCCCACCACGGUGGUCCUGGGCAGCCCGGUCCCUCGCCUCAGCGCUCCAAUCAUCAGGCCUCAGCUCCAGCCUGGCGUCAGCAAGCCAGGACAGACCCCCUCACUGAUUCUCCAGCCUCAGCAGCAGAGAGCAAUGUUGAGACCUCAGGUAACCUUACCGACGACCCCCAUGGUGACUCUCAGGAAUCAGGCCCCUGGCCGCAUCGUGCUGGGACAGCCGCAGGUUCAACUUAAAGAGCUGCAUCCAGUUCCUGUGAGGCCAGAAGUGCCACUUGUUUCUAAACAAGUUUCUGCUGCAGCCUUGACUCCAGCUCAAAAGAACAAGCUGAAAGAGGCGGGCGGCACUUUUAAAGAUGAUGAUGACAUCAAUGACGUGGCCUCUAUGGCCGGAGUGAACCUAUCAGAGGAAAGCGCUAAUAUCCUAGCAACCAAUUCAGGACUGGUGGGAGCAGUGACACAUUCCUGUAAGGACGAAGCUUUUCUUUCCUGCGCCUUGCUGCAGAGGAGAAUGCUGGAGAUAGGCAGGAGAGUUGGGGUGACAGACCUGGGUGCAGAUGUGGUAAACUACGUCUCCCAUGCUACUCAGCACCGACUCAAAACCCUGCUGGAAAAGGUUUCCGAAGUGGCCCAGCAGAGAAACGUCAACCUCAAGGAGGAUGAUAAUUAUGAACAGAGCAGCGAUGUUCGUGUUCAGCUGAAGUUCUUUGAGCAGCUGGACCAGUUAGAGAAACAGAGGAAGGAGGAACAGGAGAGAGAGAUCCUUCUAAAGGCAGCUAAGUCUCGAGCUCGACAAGAGGACCCGGAGCAGCUGCGUCUGAAGCAGAAGGCAAAAGAGAUGCAGCAGCAGGAGCUGGCUCAGAUGAGACAGAGGGAGGCCAACCUGACGGCUCUGGCAGCCAUCGGCCCCAGGAAGAAGAGGAAGAUUGUGGACUCUCCUUCGUCCUCUGCUACAGCGGAGGGAUCAGGAACAGGUCCCUCUCUGUCUGGUGGUGCUGGUUCAUCAGGCUCCAGACCCACACGGCAGCGCAUCACACGUGUCAAUCUCAGGGACCUGCUCUUCUGUUUGGAGAACGAGAGAUUUACCAGUCGCUCCCAUUUCCUCUACAAGGGCUUUCUCAAAUAGGCUUGAUGUCAGAGAGGAGAGGAGGAGAGGGGAGAGCAGUGGGUGGGGGAAAUGAAGUGUGUGGAGAGACCAACCACUCCCACCACAGAGAGAGCAUAAGAGACUCUUGGAAGUGAAGAGGAGGAGAACAGUGACUUGGCACAUGUCAAGGUUGUUCAGACGUACCGGAUAACCUGAAAUACAAAAGUAGCCAUAUUGGAUGGCCUCUCUACCUCCCUCCUCAAAUAAGGCCUAUUUCCUUUCAGAGCAGUCAAGGACUUACUGUACGACUCCUUUUUGCAAAAAAUGGAUUAUAUGUUUUAUGAGGAAGGUUUUUUGUAUGAACAAAUGACCUAUUGUAUAAUUAUGCACUGUAACACAGUAGUUUGUUUUCUGAUUAUUUGUAUGUGCAGUAGGCUUUAAAGCAAUGAAAAAAAAAUCCACAUUUGAUAUUUGAUUUAGACCACCAACUAAUUUUAUUAUUUUAUUACAACUAAUAUUUUGUUGUUUUGUCAAUUUAAUUAGUUUGAACUCCAAACUGUGUAACCUACUGAGUUGCCUUCCUGACUAUGAAUAAGCCAUAUAGCCACCCCGAAGCAAUUAACCCUGCUGUAACUCGCUCUGUAUCUGUCAUCUCUAUUACUUUACUUGAUUUGUUUUGUUUGUUUGUUUGUUUUCAGCAUAUUUAUUUACUAAACUCAAGCUUAAAUUAAUUUUUAGUUAUUUAUUUAAUUUCAUGUGACACCUCAUUUGUUUCAUGUAGCUAAAAUUCAAAACAAAAUGUGUGUUUAACUUCAUAGGACAUGUUUAAAAUCGUUUUUUUUUUUAACUUUUGUUAGGUGUAUAGAUUUCAGUGUGUGAAGAGAGUUUUUCAAAAAAAAUCAGUUUGAAUUGUUCUUAUUGAAAUUAGUUUGACAUGUGUUGAUUUAUAAAACUUCAAACAGGUUUCAGAAGGCUUUUUAACCUGUAUUGCUAUACCAAACAUACAUCUACCUGAAACUGAUUUCUAUUUUUGUAGCUGCCCACAAACACACAUUUUUACUCCUUCAGUGAUGACUGACAGUGUCCUCCAAUCAUUUCUCUACCUGCUUAUAUUUUGGUGUGCUACUGGACAGACUUAGACUUAGAUUUUUUUGGUAUCUAUGACUUAAGAAAAUAGUUUCCUCAUGUAUAUUUGUAAAUGUUACACCUAAAGUUUUACACACAGUUUUGUAUAGACUUGAGAAUUUACCCAUCCAUCAAAAGGAAAAAAAAAUGCAUUUUCUCUAUUGAAAGGUUU